This is a messenger RNA of Coccinella septempunctata (seven-spotted ladybird), 942 nucleotides long. RefSeq lists its product as uncharacterized. Lineage: Eukaryota; Metazoa; Arthropoda; Insecta; Coleoptera; Coccinellidae. The coding region runs from base 1 to 942 and encodes 313 amino acids. The record is from RefSeq and is a predicted model, not a curated record. The transcript has a single exon.
AUGAAAAUUUGUGGAAAGUGUACUAAUUCUCUCACUGGAAAGUCGCCAGGUCUGCAAUGUGGCGGUGCAUGCAAGCAGUUUUUCCAUGCGAACAAUCGAUGCUCUGAUGUGACGAAAAACCAACUGUCUUUAAUAAACAAUCUUCCCGGUGGAAACUGGUUGUGCGUCAAAUGCCGAUCAAUGAGGGAUAUAACAGAUUUACCUGUCGAAUCAGAUGGGGAGGACAUCGACGGCGAUCGCACUGAAGUCGCGGGUAUCGAGAAUCUAACGAAGAUAAUUGCAGACUUGAAUAGGAAUGUACGCGAACUACGUACAUCUGUGGAAUUCUGCUCGGGCAAGAUCACCGACUUCGAGAAGAAAUUGUCGAAAUUGGAUGACACGAUUAAACUUACUAAUCAGUUAAAGAAGGAAAAUGAAUCAAUGAAAAAGGAAAUCUCCGACCUGAAUCAUCGUAUGAACAAGUUAGAGCAACACUCGAGAGAGAAUAACAUAGAAAUAAUGGAUGUACCUGAGAAAAAAAAAGAGAACUUGUUUGAGAUAAUGACUAAGAUUAUCUCUUAUGUGAAUCACGAAGUGCGGCCUGAAGGACUGGACUUCAUAACUAGAGUACCAACCAAGUUAACAAAUAAACCCAAGAACAUCGUUGUCAAAUUUAGAUCAAAAAUUGAGAAGCAAAACUUCUUAGCAGCUGUUAAAUUGAAACGUACUGAACAGGGAGGUAAACAAGGGUUCAAAAUUGAUAAUGUUUCCCCAAGAUGCUUCAUCAACGAACAUCUCACAACAGUAAAUAAAAUACUUUAUAAAAGUGCUAGAGAAGCGGCUCAUAACAACAAUUUUAAAUAUGUCUGGGUUCAGAAUGGAAACAUACUCGCACGAAAAGAUGACACCUCAAAGAUCUUACACAUAAUGAGUGAAUCUGAUUUGAAGAUGAUAACAAAAUAG